This is a messenger RNA of Lotus japonicus, 1703 nucleotides long. Its product is annotated as protein RETICULATA-RELATED 1, chloroplastic. Gene Ontology annotation, biological process: plant organ development. The transcript is spliced from 7 exons. Bases 111 to 1292 code for a protein of 393 amino acids. The record is from RefSeq and is a predicted model, not a curated record. Lineage: Eukaryota; Viridiplantae; Streptophyta; Magnoliopsida; Fabales; Fabaceae. Gene Ontology annotation, cellular component: chloroplast inner membrane.
GAUUCCUUCUGAUUCCAACAUUUUUCGUUCGUUUUGCAACUCCUUCUCCUUCUCUGGUGGCGGCACUGCAACUGCAAACAACCACCGCCAUCACCACCACCACCACCACCAUGCCAUUCUCUUCACUCACCUUCACCCUCUCCAACUCCUCCACCACACCCACAUGGACCACCGCGAAUCAACCCACUCCACCAUUCCACACUCUUCAACCCACCCCACCACAAACCUUCUCCAUCUCCCUCCACAAACCGCACCUUUUCAGGAUCCACUGCACCAAACCAGAUCCACUCGCCCCGUUACCUAAACACGAUCCUACGUUUCAGCCCGCAAUUGGCGGAAACGACGACAACAACAACGGCGGCGAUGGCAGCGGAGGUGGCGGCGGUGAUGAAGGGUCAGGAGGCGGCGACGACGGUGAUGAGGAAUUCGGACCGUUGUUGAACUUUGAAGCGGUUAUGAAGGAAACUGAAGCUCGGGGUGUGAAGUUGCCUUCUGAUAUGGCAGAAGCUGCGAAGAGCACAGGCAUUAGGGAAAUGUUUCUUCAACGUUACUUGGAAUUGCAGGGUUCUUCUUGGCCACUGUCUUUUCUGAUUGAGCAUUGUUCUAUGCUGAGAAAUCGAAUGCUAGCUGACCCUUCUUUUCUUUUUAAAGUUGGAACCGAGAUUGUUAUAGACUCUUGUUGUGCAACUUUUGCGGAGGUUCAGAAAAGAGGCAAGGAUUUCUGGGCUGAGUUUGAGUUGUAUGCUGCUGAUCUUCUGGUUGGGGUGGCUGUUGAUAUUGCUUUGGUUGGUCUGUUGGCACCGUAUGCUCGAAUCGGCAAGCCUUCUGUGUCAAAAGGUUUACUUGGACGAUUUCAACAUGCUUGUGCAGCCCUUCCUAGCAGUGUUUUUGAAGCUCAAAGACCAGGAUGUAAAUUCUCUGUGAAGCAGCGUAUUGCCACAUACUUCUACAAGGGUGCCUUGUAUGGAUCAGUUGGAUUUGGAUGUGGUAUAAUUGGUCAAGGAAUUGCUAAUGCAAUCAUGAAUGCCAAAAGGAGCAUUAGCAAAUCUGAAGAGGACAUACCUAUACCUCCUCUUCUGCAAAGUGCUGCUCUUUGGGGUUUCUUUCUUGCUGUCUCAUCCAACACGCGUUAUCAGAUUAUUAAUGGACUGGAAAGCCUUGUCGAAGCAUCUCCGGUUGCGAAGAAGGUUCCACUUGUUGCAAUGGCUUUCACUGUCGGCGUGCGAUUCGGUAACAACAUCUAUGGCGGUAUGCAGUUCGUAGACUGGGCCAAAUGGAGUGGCGUACAAUAAGUGCCCUUGUUUUCACUUCCCAGUCAUUGUUUGGAGUUUUCAUCCAAAUUUGGGGCUAGCAAAGGUUCUUAUUCAAAUUAAGAAGGAAAGCUCCCAUCAUUUUUUUUCAUCUGUUGAGCAUCCGUUGUGUGAUGAAAAGAGGAUCAUAGCCAUCCACUCAUGCCCGCUUUUUCUUCUCUACAACUUCAUUUCUUCUUUUCGAUUUUCGACAUCAUUAUUAUGUAACUUAGUUGUUUCAGAUUUGAUCUAGAGGUAUUAGGCUUCAUUUAACUGGGCAUGGUCUUAAGUUAUCAAAUUCAUCUAUUUGGGUACUGUUAGCAUGGGAAAAGAUAACUUCAAAACCCAAAAAAAGCAUGGGGAAAGAUAUUUUGCAAUCUUUUUUGGAGUAAAAUUAGCCAUUAUUCUCAUCAA